UGGACACAUUACUACUCCUGCAGCUCCACGCGCGCGCACGCUCAACGAGCUUUUUGAAGCGCUUUUAAAGGCUUUCCCUGUCCGGAGCCCGAUGCUGUCAGCUGUUCUUUCUGGGAAACUUUUGGUAAACUUGCAGAGUAUGAACUCUGCAUAGCCUCGGUUCCUGCUCUUAUCUGCCCCCCCCUCCCUCUGUCUUUCUCCCCGGUCCCGCGCGCUCUCCGAGCCUUUGUGCAGAAGUAUGGUAGAUAAAGGUCCCUUGUUGACUUCUGCCAUCAUUUUUUACCUGUCCAUCGGGGCAGCCAUUUUUCAGGUGCUAGAGGAGCCCAACUGGAACCAGGCUGUAAAGCAGUACAAUGCCCAGAAGGACAAAAUACUGGAGAAAUUUCCGUGCUUGUCCGGGGGGGAUUUGGACAGAAUAUUGGAGGUGGUGUCAGAUGCUGCAGGCCAAGGGGUCACAAUAACAGGCAAUAAGACUUUCAAUAACUGGAACUGGCCAAAUGCCGUUAUCUUUGCCGCUACAGUUAUCACCACCAUCGGCUAUGGGAACAUUUCUCCGAAAACAUCAGCAGGACGUGUGUUUUGCAUCUUCUAUGGCCUGUUUGGUGUGCCUUUGUGUCUUACCUGGAUCAGUGAACUGGGGAAGUUUUUUGGCGGUAGAGCCAAGCACCUGGGCCUAUUUUUAACCAAAAAAGGCCUAUCACUGAGGAAAUCUCAGUUUACCUGCACGGCUAUCUUUCUUCUUUGGGGUGUCCUGAUCCAUUUAGUCCUCCCGCCUUUAGUCUUCAUGUCUCAGGAGGGUUGGACUUACAUUGAUGGCUUGUACUUCUCAUUUGUUACCUUGACCACAAUUGGAUUUGGAGACAUGGUGGCAGGUGUGGAUCCAAACAAACAAUAUCCACCUCUGUAUCGUUACUUUGUGGAGGUUUGGAUUUAUCUAGGCUUGGCCUGGCUUUCUUUGUUCUUUAACUGGAAAGUUCGGAUGGUGAUUGAAGCCCACAAAGCCCUGAAGAAACGCCGCAAGCUGCGCAAGCUAUCUCUCGAAGAGCUCCGCCACUACAAAGAGUCUAACAAAGUUUCCCCUACUUCGCCUCCCACUCUGAAUGAUGUCAACAUUUUCAGCUUCUUGUCAAAGAGGAAGGAAGGCUACAAUGACCUGAUUAAACAGAUUGGCAACAAAAAAGAUGGCAGCAAAACGGUCAGUAAAUCUAAAGAGAUGGGUCGCUCGAAGAGUUGCAACGAUGCUCCCAUGUUUAACGGCCAUACCAUCCUCAGCCUGGACCGCUCGCCACGUCAAAAGAGGCGCUAUAGCUUUAGUGACCGCGUCACUGUUGCGUUUUCUAAGUCUAAGAACUACCUCCUGGGCUCAGACAAUGGUUUACUGCUAAAAGAAGACCAGGUGGAGGGUGACCUAGAACUAAACCAUGAUCAAAUGUUUGAGAACCAGCUUGACAAGGAUGUGAAUCUGGAGAACGGAGGAGAGAGAGAAUGUGUAUCAGGUGGUCACAGGGCGUGGGACUCCAAGGAGUACCAUUCUCUAACGUUCCAAAAUGCCAACAUCACCUUUAUCGACGAGGAGAACUUCCUCAGCAAUAACUCUGAGGAGCUGGAGGAGGACGAGGAGGACGACGACGAUUCUAAAGCAAAACUCUCCAUCACCACGUGCGACGAAAACAUUGAGACGAACUCCAAGGAGGAGCAAAGCGCCGAGUCCGAAGGAUCUGUCUUCACAAGUGACGGUUCAGAACACAGCCACUCGUACGAGAAACUGGUAGAGGAAUAUGCAAAGGAGGAAAACACAGACUCCUGACACGUGAAGGCAACACACGUGAAGGCAACACACGUGAAGGCAACACACGUGAAGCAUUGUAAUGUGAAGCGUUUGAGAGGAAAGUUGCAUUGCACUUUGAAGGGGUCUGAUCAUGAGAAGUCAAGAUCAAAUUUCAAAUCAAACUCUUGAGCACGUGUUCUUUGUCUUGCUGAAUCUGAACUGCAAAGUACGUGACACAUAACCCCAGGAGUAUUUAACGACUGAUCUGUUUCUUUGUUUUAUACGGUUUGAAAAACUAUAAGCAACAUUUUAUUGUCAUGUCCAAAGAAGCAAGUAUUUCUUUGUUUUGUUUUUUUCUACUUUCACAUGGGAUUUCUUCUGAUUUCCUGUAUUUUCGUGUAUUUAUAAUCACCAUAUUGGUGUUUUUUGUUUUGUUUUUUAAUAUAUUUAUUCAAAUGAAGGAAAGGGUAGCUUUUAUUCAGUGGCUACGUGGGUUUAUGUUUCCCGUUGCACAAUUCCACCAAGUGAGGAUAGACCAAAGUUCAUCCCAGUGCACAUUGUUCUUUAUAUAAUCUGAGCCAAGCAUGUCUUAAAGAAAUGAAGGGCCAAAUCUUAUUGCUGUGUCUGAGAUUUCAAUUUAUUUUGACUGUAAGAAACAGAGUUGUGACUGUACUCUAUGCUACACACGCGUCCUAGAACAAACGUCUUUGUGAACAGACUCCAAACUUGUGAAGUUGUGGGGCGGUGUUGUGGUUUUGUGCACAUCUGUUCGAAGCCUCCUUAGGCAUUUGCUUCCUAAAGUUGAUAUUUUGACUUGGGAUGGCGCUGCCUGACUGGAACAAGCCUUUAACAGUAAAAACAUUCCUCCUUACCACUCUUACUCGAUUUUUAUUUGCCAUGUAAAUAUUGGCUGAAGGCCUGUCAGUAGCCUCAAACAUGGCUCGGGCUCAGGACGCGGCCUUGCUACUCAUGUUUGCCUUCGGGGGGCUCGCACUGCCGUCAGUGAUUGAAGUGCCACUUGUGAAAGGGAGCCAAGGUUAACUUGGAGCAGAUCGAUCCUCUUUGACGCAUGUUUCAGUCGUGCCUGCACAGGCCUGUAACUUGUUGAUGUCUGAUGCGUCUCAGCCUUAAUUAUUUCUGCCUUUUUUGCACGUGAACUGGCACACAAACUUGAAACAGUAUUACUCCGAAUGGUAAAAUGGCAGAGAUCCAGUGCCACAAAGGGCUACUUUAAAUCUAAAGCCAACUAAAUUUAGUAAAGUUCAUUAAAAACGCAUAAAAUACACAUUAAAACAUUUUUGGUUUUGGUUUUUUUUCCUCAUGUAAACAUGCAAACUGCCUUGCAGGUGACCGCCAUCACCUGAAAUGGCUUUAAAUCCACUGUGAAGCAGAGGAUGAACAACACUGUAACAUCUGUUGAAUGUGACUCACUGAAAAGUUCUUUCACACCGGGUGAAAGAAGAUGAGGAAAUAAGUUCUGCUUCCUCUCUUGUGUUUCAUCAGAGCCACUUUUUUUUUUCACGUUUUCCAAGGUGUGUGUGUGUGUGUGUGUGUGUGUGUGUGUGUGUGUGUGUGUGUGUGUGUGUGUGUGUGUGUGUGUGUGUGUGUGUGUGUGUGUGUGUGUGUGUGUGUGUGUGUGUGUGUGUGUAGACUGAAUUUCUAGCAAAAAAUGAUUACUUAAGAACAGGUUAGGUAGAUUUAGGGCCAUUGUUCAUUGUUUCCUUCCUAAUGUUGCUCCGUGGUGUAAUAAAACUCCAUUAUACUCGUCUGUAAGUUUCUUUCUGUUAUGAUUAAGUUAUUCAUGUUUUUGUGUAAAUUUUGUAUAUGAGUUCUGAACAAAACUGUAUAUUUCGUUAAA
This is a messenger RNA of Pelmatolapia mariae (spotted tilapia), 3626 nucleotides long. RefSeq names its product potassium channel, subfamily K, member 5a (gene kcnk5a). Gene Ontology annotation, biological process: stabilization of membrane potential; potassium ion transmembrane transport. The transcript is spliced from 5 exons. Gene Ontology annotation, cellular component: plasma membrane. Gene Ontology annotation, molecular function: potassium ion leak channel activity; outward rectifier potassium channel activity. Lineage: Eukaryota; Metazoa; Chordata; Actinopteri; Cichliformes; Cichlidae. The record is from RefSeq and is a predicted model, not a curated record. Bases 239 to 1807 code for a protein of 522 amino acids.